Messenger RNA from Vigna radiata var. radiata (mung bean), 1028 nucleotides. Its product is annotated as transmembrane emp24 domain-containing protein p24delta9. The record is from RefSeq and is a predicted model, not a curated record. Lineage: Eukaryota; Viridiplantae; Streptophyta; Magnoliopsida; Fabales; Fabaceae. The transcript has 4 exons. Gene Ontology annotation, biological process: endoplasmic reticulum to Golgi vesicle-mediated transport; intracellular protein transport; Golgi organization. The coding region runs from base 203 to 841 and encodes 212 amino acids. Gene Ontology annotation, cellular component: endoplasmic reticulum-Golgi intermediate compartment; endoplasmic reticulum; COPII-coated ER to Golgi transport vesicle.
CUUGAGAGAUUUCAAAGACUAACUUCAUAUAUAUUGGGGAUCAAAAUGACCUUUCACAAAAAUGGAAAAGGAAAAUUUCUGACAGAGGAGGUAGUUAAGUUCGUUGUGCAUUGUCGUUUUGAUUGCUUCUUCAUUUCCGUAGACAAACAAAUGCGAUUUUCAUUACCCUCAAAUCCCAAAUCAAGAACAUUCCAUUGCCAUAAUGUCCAAUCUUCCUCUUCUUAUGGUUUUUCUUUUGGCCCCUGCAUUGAUGUGUAGCAUUGUGGAGUCGAUGAUGUUCGAGCUGAAAUCCCCUCACACGAAGUGCAUUUCCGAGGACAUUAAGGCCAACACCUUCUCCUCCGGCAAUUACCACGUCAUUAACCCCAACAGCGUCGGCACCGUUCCUGAUCAUCACAAGAUCAUUGUUAGGGUGCGUUCGCCUAAUGGAAAUGGUUAUCACAUUGGAGAUAAUGUGCUGUAUGGUGAGUUUGCAUUUACUGCAGCUGAGUCUGGUGAUUACAGUGCUUGUUUUACGGUGGCAGCGCAUACCACGGAUACUGUUACCGUUGAUUUUGUUUGGAAAAGUGGGGUUGCUGCCAAGGACUGGAAAAAUGGUGGCAGGAAAAGCCACAUUGAUGAAAUGGAAAUGGAGUUAAAGAAGUUGAAUGACGCUGUCACAUCUAUCCACGACGAGAUGUUUUAUCUUCGCGAAAGGGAGACAGAGAGGCAAUUUCUUACGGACGAGACUAACAGCAAGAUGUUCAACUACAGUUUUCUUUCAAUUUUAGUUUGCUUGUCUGUGGCUGGUUUGCAACUAUGGCAUUUGAAGACAUUCUUUGAGAGGAAGAAGCUCCUCUAAGAUGGGUUUUACUCAUUUGGAUUUGUUCAUUUUGGCACUUGACAGGUUAUUGAAUGUGUUUCGUUUAUAAUGACUACAACUUGUUACUUCCAAUUGUUUAUUAUACUGAUGGAAUGUAACACUGGAUUAGUAAAUUUCAGAUCUUUUUAAGGUUUACAAAAUGUAUACAGUUGGUUUAAGUUUUUAU